AUUCUUUCAACAGCAGGAACAGUUAUUCAGCCACCACCGUAGCUUGCUAGACAAAAUAGACGAACCAAUAAAGCUCUUUAGACGCUUAAGUGUAUAUUAGCCACUGUAUUUUAAAACCACUACUGUCGUCUAGUUAGUUAUCCGUUUUAAUUUCAUAUUUACGGUAUUGUUUUUAUUAUUCAUCUAGCGGGCUGGUUAAGUUAGCAUUAGCCUAGCUAGCUAACAUCUCCAACCAUGAGGUCACUAAGCUACUCUCUUGUUAAUGAAGAGGAGGUCUGCUGGACGGAGAAAGAAGCUCUCGUCAAAGAGGAGAAGGAAGAGGAGGCUAUCACAGUAAAAGAAGAAGUAGAGGGUGAGGCUGUUACAGUGAAAAAAGAAGAGAAAGACGUUACAGUGAAAGAAGAAGAAGACGCGUUCAGAUUGAAAGAGGAAGAGGAUGUUACAGUUAAAGAGGAGGAUGCAGUUUUUGGUGUGAAAGAGGAGGGGGAGAUGACUGUCACAUCGAAAAAGGAGGAGGAAGAAGAGGAGGAAACUGGAUUUCUGGGCUCUGUUUCCCAAACGCAUCUUAAGGCAUCCAAUGGUUCUAACGAUGAACAGGCCCUGGUUAACACAAGAGAGAGACGUGACUAUCGUGGAUCCUCUGGGGAGCCUCAACAACCUCAUGAUGCUGACAAGAGUCUCUCCACAUUAGAACACCUCAAGAAAUACCAGCAGAGACCCACAGGGAAGAGAACUCACUGCUGCUCUGACUGUGGGAAGAGAUUCACCUCAUCAACUGGCAUUAAAAUUCAUCAGAGAAUCCACACAGGAGAGAAACCUUUUAGCUGUACCCGAUGUGGGAAGAGUUUUACUCAAUCAGCCAGCCUGAUAUCACACCAGAGAACACACACAGGAGAGAAACCUUAUAACUGUGCUCAAUGUGGGAAGAGUUUUACUAGAUCAACCGGCCUGAUAUCACACCAGAGAACACACACAGGAGAGAAACCUUAUAGCUGUGAUGAAUGUGGGAAGAAUUAUGUUACAUCUAGCAGUCUGACUAAACACAGGAGAACACACACAGGAGAUAAACCUUAUAACUGUGAUGAAUGUGGGAAGAGAUUUGUUACAUCUAACAGUCUGACUAAACACCGGAGAACACACACAGGAGAGAAACCUUAUAGCUGUGCUCAAUGUGGGAAGAGCUUUACUCAGUCUAGCUGUCUGACUAAACACCGGAGAACACACACAGGAGAGAAGCCUUUUAGCUGUAAUCAAUGUGGGAAGAGGUUUACUCAGUCAACCAGCCUGAAAUCACACCGUAGAACACACACAGGAGAGAAACCUUAUAGCUGUGCUCAAUGUGGGAAGAGUUUUACUCGUUCAACCAGUCUGAAAUCACACCGUAGAACACACAGGAGAGCAAUCUUAUAGCUGUGCUCAAUGUGGGAAGAGCUUUACUGAGUCUAGCUGUCUGACUAAACACCAGAGAACACACACAGGAGAGAAGCCUUUUAGCUGUAAUCAA
Messenger RNA from Salvelinus fontinalis (brook trout), 1504 nucleotides. Its product is annotated as gastrula zinc finger protein XlCGF17.1-like. The coding region runs from base 235 to 1410 and encodes 391 amino acids. The record is from RefSeq and is a predicted model, not a curated record. NCBI's taxonomy places the organism in Eukaryota, Metazoa, Chordata, Actinopteri, Salmoniformes, Salmonidae. Gene Ontology annotation, biological process: regulation of transcription by RNA polymerase II. The transcript is spliced from 2 exons. Gene Ontology annotation, molecular function: RNA polymerase II cis-regulatory region sequence-specific DNA binding; DNA-binding transcription factor activity.